CACGUGGACUCCAGUUGUAAACAUCCGGCUGUCUGUGCACGUGUGGGCAUACUCGGAAAUACAUUUUCAUAUUCAUUUACAUUUACAUUUAAGUCAUUUAGCAGACGCUCUUAUCCAUAUUCUACAGUAUAAUAAGCUAUGUAUGUGUCAAGAGGAAAAACAACAUACUUAUUAUAACCUGCACUGUAGUUUAUUAGAACGCUCAGCCUGGAAGCGUAAUCGUCAGCUAGCAAACGUUGGCGACAUCGCUAUCAAGCCAGUGGAUCUGGUUUGGGCUCUGCAGACUGCAACAUUUCUAACGUUAAUACUAAGUUAGCUAGCCAUUCAAGAUAUUUUUUUUGGGGGGAAAUAAGACAUUUGGGUUGGAUUCUGUUGGGCUUGGUUUUUAUACUGUACGUUUCAGAGCUUGGCUCUAUAUUUUACGAUCUCAACUGACACAUUGUAGCAUUUAGCAACAUACCCAUCCCCAUGGCUGGAAGAGGCAGGGGUCGUGGAAGGGGACAGAUGACUUUCAACCUGGAGGAUGUGGGCAUAGGAAGGGGGGACAGCCUGCCACCCACCACCUUUAAGCCCUCACCCCUCUUCCCUCCCAUGCCAGUCCAGCCUGUGCCCCUGCAGACAGGAGAGGAGGUGGAGUACAUGCUUGCUCUGAAACAGGAGCUGAGGGCCGCCACAAAGACCCUGCCUUUCUACAUCAGACGGGCUGCUCCCAAAAGAGAUGUCGAUCGCUACUCUGAUAAGUACCAGAGCGGAGAGCCCAAGGACAGCACCAUCGAGUGGAGCCCAGACUGGAGCAGAUUGCCUAAAGAGCUUUGCGUUAAAGUGAGAGAACCUCGGGGUAAAAGACCCACACCUCAAGUUAAACGGACAAAGAAACCUCUUGUAGGAAAAGAGGAGAUUCUCACCAAGCUAGAGACUCUUGAAAAGAAAGAAGAGGCGGUGAACUCUGAGGAAGAGCAGGACGAGGAGAAAAAGAAGACUAACGAGGAAGAAGAACAGGCAGAUGAAGAGGACUAUGAGGAAGACUUUGAAGAGGAUACCGACUACAUCAUGUCUUACUUUGACAAUGGAGAGGAGUUUGGAGGGGACAGUGACGACAACAUGGACGAAGCCACUUACUGAGAGACCGUAAGAGUGUUGAUAACACUGAAUAGACAAAAAGAGACGGCUUUGAGUUAUCCUCCCUGCAGACAUAGUUACAGUAUUCUAAUUACUUGUGGAGUCAUUGGCCAUGGGAACAAAGACAUUGACCGGUAUAGUCUAAAACAUGGAAAGAACAAUAUGCUGCUAUGUGAUAACUUAGAUCCAAGACAUGGAAGACGGUGACUGCUGGUGAAAACAGUGGCUCAAUGUAGACAUCUAGAGAGAAGAUUUUCUUAUUGUGUGUGGUGAUUUAAAGUGCCAAAGAUCCUAACUAGUCAUGCUGACUGUUCCCCUUUCUUCAGCUAUGUUGAGGUGGUAAUGGGAGCUGAAGUAUUUACAGGAUAUUGAUGCCUUUUAUAACUUUAACGGAUUUGAUGGUUUUAAUUAACACGUACAAUUGCAGCAGUCUAUGGUUUUUAAAGUAAAGACAUGUUUUAGAGAGGUAUUUUAGCUUUUGUAAUUCCUUGGUGUAAGUCUCUUUUAAGUGUAUACGACAAUCAAAUGUUGGCUAAGACAUUGAAAACAAUAGUUGCAAUCCCAAAAGAAUGUUGUGUAUUCUUUUUAAAUAUUUUUUUCCUGUAAUGUCAAAUUAUGUUAUGCAAGUUGACAAUUUGAAAGUGUUGAAUUUGAAUCUAAAUACAUUUUAUAGCUCCAGAGUAAAUAUUUGUAUCAACCAACCAGCAGAUGGCAUAUUACUCCAAGGUAAAUCAGGUGUGGUGUAUGUUCACUGUGUGGAGUUGGUAGGUUAUGCAGUUGACAAAAAAAGUUAUUCACCAUUGCCAAUUUAAAAGGAGCAGGGAUGGGAUUGGGUGUGAAAGUUUGUAAACUCAUGACAUGUUAAGUGUUUUUUCAGCCAACUUCCUGGUAAUUUAUAGUGGUGAGCUCCCAGAAUGUUUUUCUACCCGUUAAAGGGAGUGAUCCUCCAUUUCCUUGAACAGCGUUUAACAUCCUGCCGUCCAAAGUGGAAAGACAACCCUUAAAAUGUAAGCCUAGUCUAGGGCAGAAAGUUUACAUUGCGUGACUAGCUUUGAAAAACAUGCUUCUUUUUUUAAACUCUGAAUAUCAGCCCUGUAUGUCUUCUGCUUUUUAACCAUUUGAUUUUGAGAUGUUCUAUAUCUAAACAACAUCAAUCACACUCAAACGAGGUGGGUAGCCUCAAGGUUAAAGCGUUGGGCCAGUAACUGAAAGGUCACUGGUUUGAAUCUCAAGGCAGACAAGGCGAAAAAUCUGACUCGUUGCCCUUGAGCAAGGCACUUGACCCUAAUUGCUCUAGGGCACUAGAAAAUAGUGACCCACUCCCUGCGGGUGACUCGGGGGGGAGUUGGGAUAUGCAAAUAACACACUUGUGAGUAACAACAAAUAUAAUCACCCCACAAAUAAUAAUUAUUAUUAAAAAAGUGCAUUAUGAA
Molecule: messenger RNA, 2552 nt
Organism: Oncorhynchus gorbuscha (pink salmon)
Lineage: Eukaryota; Metazoa; Chordata; Actinopteri; Salmoniformes; Salmonidae
Product: DNA-directed RNA polymerase III subunit RPC7-like
Exons: 8
Coding region: 469-1122 (217 amino acids)
Biological process (GO): transcription by RNA polymerase III
Cellular component (GO): RNA polymerase III complex
Source: RefSeq, a predicted model, not a curated record